Motacilla alba alba is the source of this 1332-nucleotide messenger RNA. Its product is annotated as regulator of G-protein signaling 18-like. The transcript has 5 exons. The coding region runs from base 500 to 1207 and encodes 235 amino acids. Lineage: Eukaryota; Metazoa; Chordata; Aves; Passeriformes; Motacillidae. The record is from RefSeq and is a predicted model, not a curated record.
UGAGUUUGAAGUCAGGGUGCUGUGGAUGAAGCUGUGUGCAGCGCAUGGCACUGAGGCUGCAGAGGGCAGCUUAAGGGCGGACGGGGUGCCCCUGGGGGCUGAAGAGAAGGCUGUAUGUUAUUUCAUGUGACCUUACUGCCAUUAAGGGUAAUUUCAGGAGCCUAGGGCAUGUACAGGUGUUUGGCAGCACGGGCUGGUGUCACCCUACCCCGAGCAGGAGCUGAGCUGCGCGGAGCAGCCGCGGUUCUGCGCUGCGGUUUGCAGUGUGAGCCCUGCAGAGCUGCAGUGUCAUUUCCCCAAGGGACGAGGGCACAACCAGAGCUGCCCUUAGAGCCCGGCGUGGGCAGUACAGAGCCACCUCCUGCCACCACCUCCUCUGGACACAGGGCUGGGGCUGGCCAGGGCGGUCCAGGCUGCUACAGCAUGUGAGAGUCCGAGGCAGAACGCACCAGGGGCGAGGGAGCAAAGGGAACCUUGCCGGAAGCUUCUCUAGAGGAAGAUGGAGAACCCACUUCUUUUAUUCCCCCAGCUCAACAUUUCUGCUUCAAAGGAUAAACCCUAUUACAAAGUCAUGAAAUCAGCGAUUAAGGAAGAGCCACACAAGGCAAGCAAGCCUGGAGUUAAGCAGAAGAGAAAUAGGCUGAGCCUGCUCCUGCAGAAACCUGAGUUCCAUGAAAGUGAUCACCUUGACAAACCUGGAAACUUGACAAAAGCAGCAAGCAGUGUGUCUCCUGAAGAAGCAGUGAAAUGGGGAGAGUCUUUUGACAAACUACUUUCUGAGAAAGCUGGGCUGGAUGCCUUCACAAAGUUUCUGAAAACUGAGUUCAGUGAGGAGAACAUCGAGUUCUGGAUAGCCUGCGAGGAUUACAAGAAAAGCAAAAGUGCACAUGAACUCCUGCCAAAAGCCAAGACCAUUUUUGAAACCUUCAUACAGAAAGAUGCUCCAAAAGAGGUGAAUCUGGACUUUCACACCAAGGAAGUCACGAGCCAGAGCAUGGGGCAGCCCCUGCGCAGCACCUUCGACGCGGCGCAGAGCACGGUGUACCGGCUGAUGGAGCAGGACAGCUACCCGCGCUUCCUGCGCUCCGCUCCCUACCUGCGCCUGCUGCAGGGCCGGCCCGCGGCCCGCGCCCCGCUGCGCCGCCGCUCCCGCUCCUUCACCGUCAGCGACUUCCAGGGGGUGCGGCCGGACCUCACCGUGUGGUGACAGCCCAGCCCAGCCCUCCUCAGCCCCGUGUGGGGACAGCCCAGCUCAGCUCUCCUCACUGCCCGUGUGGUGACAGCCCAGCUCAGCCCUCCUCAGCCCCGUGUGGGGACAGCCCAGCUCAGCCC